GGCCAAAAGUCAACACACAUUAAAUAACCAUUAAUUAAUUAACGAUUGAUUGUGGUAAAAACAAUUAAUUAAUCUACCAACACCAUUUAUUAAACAACAAUAAUAAUAAUAAUAACAGCAAAAACAAUGAAACAAACGGACGGUAAGGACGAUAAUCGGGUGACAGUCGACGAUCACGUGAAUGAAGCGGACGACCCGUUGGCCGAAGAGUUUGACACAACAGACUUACCCACAUCGUUGAUCAUCACCAACAUUGACAGCCGGUGUUUCGCAGCCACAUCAGACAUCAGGGACUAUUUUGAGGACACGUUCAAAACGUUUGACCCGUCGGCCACUUUCCAGUACUUCAAGAGUUUCCGUAGGGUUCGCGUCAACUAUGGCGACGGUAUGAGCGCAGCCCAGGCCAGGAUCCGGUGCCAUCAGAUGCGUGUCGGCGACGAGAUUAUUAACUGCUAUUUUGCCGGGGUUAGUUUGUUUCACCAACACUAAUUCACCCAUA
Molecule: messenger RNA, 499 nt
Organism: Medioppia subpectinata
Lineage: Eukaryota; Metazoa; Arthropoda; Arachnida; Sarcoptiformes; Oppiidae
Source: the annotation of a GenBank genome assembly